This is a messenger RNA of Sorghum bicolor (sorghum), 816 nucleotides long. RefSeq names its product fibrous sheath CABYR-binding protein-like. Bases 1 to 816 code for a protein of 271 amino acids. The record is from RefSeq and is a predicted model, not a curated record. NCBI's taxonomy places the organism in Eukaryota, Viridiplantae, Streptophyta, Magnoliopsida, Poales, Poaceae. The transcript is spliced from 3 exons.
AUGAGUCCCAAUGUUGUAGAGAAGGCAGAAGUGCAGCAGCUGAUGAACGAGUUAUUCAACUUUACGUACGACAACUUCGUUCGAAGCAGUGAUCGGAUGCACGCCUUCAAGCUGGGACGACCAGCUCCUAAGAUUGGAGACGUUGAUCGGUGCGCAGUGUACAUAUCACUGGCACCAAGUAUGGAGAAUCCCACAGGAGUGGACCCGCCAGAGGACGACGCUGCUCGGUGUCCUCAAUACACCAACAGCGAGGAAGAGCAGAACCGUCCCGCCCCGACCACCGAGGACAGAGUGGCGGGGAAAAGGCCCCUGGUGGCGGAUCCGUCCCCUGCGGAGGCGCUGCCAGCAGAGAGCAGCCAGGCGCUGAAGCGUCGUCGGCUCGUUAGGAUCACUGAUGACGACGACGAGGAGGAGGAGGCCGUGCCUUCCUUGGUCCAGAGGCCGCGCAGUCAUCUGGAUGUUGCGCCGGUCACUGGCGACCGGCGUUUGACAUUGGUAAGAUGCCAUGUAUCUGCUAGUGCGGCGUCUGACGUUGAUCCCGACAACGUCGCUGGGCAGAGGACAGCCGAGCCGGCGGCUGUCGUCGGGGACACCGCGCAGCAGACCGCCCAGGAACAGCCCGAGGAGCAGCCCGCGGCGACGACCGUAGCUGAGAGUGCCAUGGAGCAACCGGCUCCGGCGAAGACCCAAGCGAACACCCCUGCAGGGGAUGAAGAGGCUGCGAGGGCGCCUCCCCCGAGCAGUGCUGCAGAGGAAGAGGACAAAGUUCCGACUCCCCCGCCUGCUGAAGAAGGGAGGGUCCCAACCCCACCCUGA